GGCCGCUGGGCACAAAGUCCGGGGGGCCAGCCAAGGAGGCAGCAGCCCGCUGGCAGCGCAGGUGGGGCCAGGCAAGAUGCCCCUGGGGCUGCGGAGAAAAAAGAAAUUCAACACCAAGGAGACCUCCCGGCUGGUGGAGGGCGAGCACACGGAUGCGGCUGUCCGCAGUCUGCCCAGCCCUCCGGCGCCCACCCGCAGGCUGGUUUUCCACACGCAGCUGGCCCACGGAAGCGCCACGGGCAGAGUGGAGAAUUUCUCCAGCAUCCAGGAGCUCUACGCCAAGAUCGCGGGUGUGUUUGAGAUCCCUCCGUCGGAGAUCUUAUACUGCACUUUAAACACACCUAAAGUUGACAUGGGAAAACUCUUAGGAGCACAAAUAGGUCUUGAAGAUUUCAUAUUUGCCCACAUAAAAGGGAUCAAAAAAGAAGUGAAUGUGUAUAAAUCUGAGGAUUCACUUGGUCUCACUAUUACAGAUAAUGGUGCUGGCUAUGCUUUUAUAAAGAGAAUUAAAGACGGUAGCAUAAUUGAUUCAGUUAAAACAAUCUGUGUGGGGGAUCACAUUGAAGCCAUCAAUGAAGAAAAUAUCGUUGGGUGGCGUCACUUUGAUGUUGCUAAGAAGUUAAAGGAACUAAAAAAAGAGGAACUCUUUACCUUGACAUUAAUAGAACCCAAGAAGGCCUUCGAUAUGGAGCCCAGGUCAAAAGCUGGAAAGUCAUCAACAGGAAAGAUUGGUACGGGAAGGGAGACACUUCGUCUGAGAUCGAAAGGUCCUGCCACUGUGGAGGAAGUGCCUUCUGAAACCAAAGAAAAGGCGAUUGGAAAGGUUGAUGAUCUUCUUGAAUUAUACAUGGGAAUUCGAGAUAUCGAUUUAGCUACUACAAUGUUUGAAGCUGGAAAGGACAAAAGUAACCCAGAUGAAUUUGCUGUGGCACUUGAUGAAACUCUUGGAGACUUUGCGUUCCCAGAUGAAUUUGUCUUUGAUGUUUGGGGAGUCAUUGGUGAUGCCAAACAAGAAUGAUUAUGAUGUGAAUGAUCGACUCUGGAAGAAUGAACCAUUGUUCCUUAAGAGAAAAGUAAGAUCUGCCUUCAGACACUGUUAUGGACUCUGGCUUGGUUUUAUGUGUAUGAAUACAUUCUUCUGAAAUAUAGUCUUGAUUUUGGGGCACUUUUUUAAUGCAGUUGUAUAUGUAGCAUGCUUAAGAUAAAUUACCUCAAAUGUAACCAAUUUUAAUAUUCAUUCAAAAGCUUUUUAAAAGUUAGUUUUAGAGAGUAUUUCUAGAUAGAUUAUUUUGUUUCCCAUUGACAGCUGUGUUUGUUUUUCACAUAAAAGUUGAUUGCAGUAGCUUUGUAGUUCUUUUGCAAGAUCUUAAUGCAGUAAAAACUAGGAUUGCAGUAUAGUUUGCCUCAUAGCAUCUUCAUUUUGUUAUACUAGUUUGAACAGGAUGGGUUCAGAACAUGAAAUGUGAAUUAUGCCUACUAGAUGUCUAGUAACAUAUAUAUUUUUUAAAUCUGCUGAGUUAGGGGAGGAAGACUCCUACAGCUUAUUAAGGUCUAGGGCCUACUUUCUGUCUUUGUUAAAACAAGGAUUGAUUAACUUUUAUUUUUUGCUUCUUUGUAAUUGCUUUCUUGAUUCUUAAACUUGUUGAAAUCUAUUGUGUUGUAUAUGUGUUUGCAUGUGUAGAAGAAGGUGAAAAAGAGGAAGAUAGCUUAGAAAACACUAAUGUUUGAUUUUUUUUUUAGCAGUUCUUACAACACUAUUUUUUUUCCACUCAUACCUAUUCUUAUGUUACCCUUUAUAAGCAUUCCAGAGAAAGUUUUUUAUAGUCUUUGUAGAACUUUUCUUUUGAAAGAUGUUUACUCAGAAAAUAGCUGUAUUUGAGGACAUUUUUGGGGGUGGUUAAAGAGCAAAACUUUUAAGCCUCCUAAACUUUAAAGGAGAUACUAUCAGAACAGAUUUCCCCCAAGUGAAAAUGCAUGAGGAAGGGAAAGUUGAGAAAAGUAUAUUAUUCUAUUACUUUGGAGUUCUAAUGCACUGUCUCUAAAACCUUACAUUAUUGAGAAAAUUGAGGGUAAAUGACUGUCUUAUCACUGUUUCUUGACAUUUUACAGAUGUAAGGGAGAUGGAAAUGAAUGGUUUCAACAUAGAUCAUUUAAUAAGGCAGAGCAUGGUGUGACCAAGCAUUUUUCUAAAGUGUUAGAUGGAAAAUGCUGCAUGCUGCCAUAGUAAUCGGAAAUAAUAACCUGUGUGAGGUGUAUUCUAGGAAAUCAGAAGUAGUUCCCUUUUCAUGCUGGGUUAAUGCUUACAUAACUUGUUUUCUUGUGCAACUUCAGUUUUACUGCCUUCCACCCUCUUUUUCACAUACAUUUAAUUCUUUGAAGCUUGAUAUUCUUCAUCUCAUUGAUCUGAAACCUUCACAGAAACUGUCAUUAACAUGUAACAAAAAUAGUUUAGAGGAAGUGGAUUGUCUUAUUGCCCUUGCCCAUCAUUUGGAAAUAGGAUCCAGCCUAGGCUGUAGUCAUUUCUUGCUGCUUGUUUAGUGAAUUUCUUAUGGAGGUUCCCACAUACUGUUAAUUCUUAAUACCAUUUCUCAUAGAAGAACAUACUAUAAAAGAGCUGAUAUUUUUAGGGAUAGGAAAGUUAUUGGAUGACUUAGGAGGCUCACAGAAAUAUUUCAGUUUAAACAAAACAUAAAUUUUUUGGCACUAGAUGUUAGAUUUUAGAUGAUGAAGCAUUGUUUAUUAUUGAUGCUGUCUGGUUCUCUUUCCCUCUUGGGUAUGGAUGAAUGCUGACACUUGGUGCAAAUUCCCUGUGAUUUAUGGACUCUCAUAUUUACAAAGUGGUUGUCCUUACCAUGAUCUCUCUAGAAUUUUGAUGUGUAAGGUACUGACAAUCAUGUACAAUUGCAACUGUAACUUGCUUGUUAACAUUAGAUGAGCAUUUAUCAUUAAGGGUCUUAGCUGGGCACAGGUGCUUUCCCAGUAAUAGAUUUUUGCCUUGAACUGUUCUCUCUCACGUCUACUGCUAAACUGAUAACAAGGUCAGUUUCUUUAUGUCAUUUUGUUCUUUUACCUGAAAAUAUAUCUCUUUUUGUGCCUUUGGUAAAAUUCCCAGUGCAUGAAAAAAACAGCUUUUCAGGUCUCACAGUCUACAAGAUGGGGCUACCCUUCUACUGCUACAAUGACCCAGGCAUUUUUUAAACUGGGCCAUAUUUCUGGGAACCGCUAAACAUUUUCAGAACUCUGUUGUUUUUUCUCAAAGAACUUUUUUUUCCUAGUGGAGGAUGAUUGUUUUAUUCUUUUUAAAAUGUUGAUUCUUGUUUUAUUUAUUUAUUUUAUUCUUGUUUUCCUUUCACACAAAACAACACCUUUCAGUGACCACUAAGAGCUCACUCUGUUUUUUUUUUUUGGUGGAGAAAAUUCAAAGGAUGUUUGAACACUGGGUUCUUGAACGUAGCUUGGCUCUGACCAGGUCUACACAUUCUGAUGAUUACAAAUGAGUACAUUUUGGGUUUCUGUGAUGUUUCAGCAACACAGUUAUAUAAUUAUACCAUGUGAAACUCUUUAAGAAUUCAAUUAUAAAAGAUUUAAUCAGUUAACCUCUUUUUGGAGCUGCUGUAGCCAAUAGUCUAAUAUGACAGAUAUUUAGCUAAAUAGAGAUAAUUUUUCCAAAUAAUGUUUAAUUUGCAGUAUUCCCCCACACCUUAAACAAGUAGACAUUUUCCAAGUGAGGCACACUUUGUUUAGCUCCAUGCUGUUGCUAGACCUCCAUCAAGUCCAGAGAGAACCUUCCUGUUUCCUUCAGUUAUCAUUACCUCCCUAGCACAGUAGCAAAAUGAAUUUCAUCUGCAAAUGGUGUUUUCAAAAUAAUGGUUCUUCUAAUAGUGCAUAAUUAUCCACCAAAGAUUUAAAAGAAUGAUCAUAUGAUUACCCUUUCACUCUGUGAUACAGCUGAAAAAUAUGGAUACUAGUAGUAUGCUGUGAUUCUUGAGGAAGUAAUAGAUUAAAAGGACAGGUGAGUAUUUUACUCAAGCUGUGAGUGAGUAACGAGAAGAUGCUAUUCAACUCACAGUUCCAAGUAUUAGUGCUCUGUGUAAAAUGCACUUUUAUUAUCUUCUUGACACAGGUUGAAAGCACUAUCAGAGUAAUUUAUUAUGAUUAUAAAAUGUUUCUAAGAUUGUGAAGUGUACCAAUGGCACAGCCUGUCCCUACCUGUUACCUGAAAACCUAGUUCCAAGAAAUGACUCACGGUUAUUAUCUGCUAGAAGGGCAAGCAAAAGUUGAAUAUGACAUUCUUUAUUUCUUUGGAGGCAUUACAUCUCCAUGACACUUAUGUACAGUCAUAAAUAUUUUCAAGCUAUAGAAAAAAUUAAAUUAAAAAAAUUCAUUUUAUAUUUUGAACUGUGCCACGCCUACAGCAUUGACUAUAUACAGGUAAAAUAUUCUAUUUUUUCAAAAAGAAAUGUUUUUUCUCUUUUAUAAAAAUCAUAUCUUAUACUUUAAGAUGUAUUUUUGAGAUUGAACUUGGAAAUCUAUUAAUAUGUGAAAUUAAAAAUUAUAUUUGAUAUUGUUUUAAAACUAUUUACUGUAUUUCUACUUACAAUGUAUAAAAUUUCAUGUAUUGAUCAAAAAUAAAUUAUUUGUAAAGCUAACAUAACUUUA
Messenger RNA from Dama dama (fallow deer), 4659 nucleotides. It is a transcript of the gene GIPC2, whose product is annotated as GIPC PDZ domain containing family member 2. Lineage: Eukaryota; Metazoa; Chordata; Mammalia; Artiodactyla; Cervidae. The record is from RefSeq and is a predicted model, not a curated record. The transcript has 6 exons. The coding region runs from base 77 to 1018 and encodes 313 amino acids. Gene Ontology annotation, molecular function: protein binding.